AUGAAAAUCAAAGCCAAGGCCCCAUCACAAAUCCACGAGAACACGGGCAUCGAGGUGGACCCGAUCAACUUCCAGGUGGAGCAGACCGAGGACACGAUGGUCAAUUCAUCGCAAAGCGAAGAGGUCAGCCGGAUCAUCGAUACGCUAGUGGAAAAAGAGGCAAAGAUGACGGAGAAGGAGAUGGAAGCCAUGAAACGUACCGGGAAUGAUAUUGUCGGUAUGGAGAAACAGAUGACCACUCCAGAUUUUCUCGACGUCGAUCCUUUUGCUGUGGAAGCGACCACCUCAUUCCCGCCAAUAAUUUUGAGCCCAUUGGACGAGCAGCUGGUACGAGUGAUACCUACGGAGUCAACUGAAAGUACUUCCGUCCCGACCACCGAAGCCCCUACCACCACCACGAAGACGCCGAGUUCCGCUGAGCUGCGGGUCCGGCAGGUAGCCAAUCUACGUCGUGGUGACGCGUUCGUCUACAACGUCUCGAACACCCUGAAUUUUGCGGCGCAGCAGGUGUCGGGCUUCGAGCAAAAGCCUGGAGAUACCGCCGCCCUGAUCCUGGAGCAAGCCCCCAGCAACUCCACCGUUAUCCCGGAGACGAACACGACGAUUUAUGAUAAUGGCACAGUUGUAGGCCAACUCGAAACUGGGGCGACGGUGGCGAGCAAUUUGAGCGAGAGCUCGACCGAAUCAUCCACGGCUGCCGGUGGUGUUGAUUCUAGCACUUCAUCCAUCGUCAAUAAAGAACUCAUCGACCCCCGCCUUUCCGCCCUUGGUAUCCCCGGGGGUACGGUACUGAACGUCCCACUCCGCGCUUCCGUCGAGGUGUUCAACCCCAACCCCAACCCCGGCCAGGUGCGAACCCUGUUCAACGACGGCGGGCUGGAGCUGGACUCGGCACCAGUUAGGGAGCAACAAGAAACGCAAAUGAUGCCCCUCCUCACCCAUCCGACCCUGGCGCCACAGCUUCAAAUU
Messenger RNA from Mesorhabditis spiculigera, 969 nucleotides. The record is from the annotation of a GenBank genome assembly. NCBI's taxonomy places the organism in Eukaryota, Metazoa, Nematoda, Chromadorea, Rhabditida, Rhabditidae.